Clonostachys solani is the source of this 2559-nucleotide messenger RNA. The record is from the annotation of a GenBank genome assembly. Lineage: Eukaryota; Fungi; Ascomycota; Sordariomycetes; Hypocreales; Bionectriaceae.
UUGCAGAUGCACUCUUACGACGAUGACGACUUUUACUCAGAACACGAUGGCGACUACCCCCCGAGGGCCCGCCAAGACCUCCAUGUCACCGAAGAUGAUAUCCUCGAAGCCCAAGCGCUUUCAGAAAAGCUUUCGCUUGAGGAAGUGCGCGACAUUAUGACGCGUAUCUAUAAAACCCACGAACGAGACCCCAACUUCCCGAUUGUGGUGUUGACCAAGAUCAAGACAUUCCUAGAUAACGAGGAAUUGUUCAAGGAGAACGACAACAAUGAGAAACGGAACCCAGAUAACGAACUGCUUAUUCGUCAGAUGAAACUCGAAGCUGCUCUUCUGACAACGAAUAGUCCAUACGCCGAAGUCCGCGCCGUUGUCGAUAACAAGGAUGAUGUCAACGCGCCCUGUUCUACUAUCCGUAGUUGGGCCAUUGGUCUUAUCUUCUCCUUGGUGCUGGCGUUCGUUAACCAGCUAUUCGAUAUUCGCCAGCCUACGAUUCGAGUGAUGGCAAAUGUUGCGCAACUUCUUGCCUAUCCGCUGGGUAAAGCCUGUGAGAAUUGGCUUCCUGACAAGGGCUUCACCCUCUUCGGCGUUCGACACACUCUCAACCCGGGACCAUUCCAUAAGAAGGAGCACAUGCUGAUUACGAUCAUGGCCAAUGUUGCCUACAACACUCCGUAUACGAACUACAUCAUUUGGGUGCAAUAUUUGCCCCAGUAUUUCAACCAACCGUAUGCGUCCCAUCCUGGUUAUCAGAUCCUGAUCGCGCUCAGCACCAACUUCAUCGGAUACGGUAUGGCUGGUAUCUGCCGACGUUUCAUUGUCUACCCUUCGUAUUGUGUGUGGCCAGCGUCCCUCGUCACGAUUGCCUUGAACUCGGCCUUCCACAAUUCAGACAACACCCCAGUACAAGGACCACUGGGAAGCAUUUGGCGCAUCUCGCGUAUCAAGUUCUUCUACCUCAUGUUUGCCGCCAUGUUUGUCUGGUUCUGGUUCCCAGGCUAUAUCUGGACUGGUCUGUCCAAGUUCAGCUGGAUGAGCUGGAUUGCCCCAGAUAAUGUCAAUCUGAACGCAAUUGUUGGUUUCAACAAUGGUUUGGGUAUCAACCCCUUUCCCACAUUGGAUUGGAACACAUUGCUUUGGGAUUCUUCCGACCCUCUCAUGGUCCCAUUCUUCAGCACCAUCAAUCGUUUCCUCGGUGCCUUCAUCUCGAUGUGGGUUGUUGUGGGUAUUUGGUAUGGCAACGUGUUUAACACGGGCUACCUUCCAAUUAACUCAAACCGUGUAUACGACCACUUUGGCAAUCUCUACAACGUCACAUUGGCUACCAAUGCAAAAGGUCUUUUUGACGGCCAAAAGUACGAUGCUUACUCGCCUCCAUUCCUCAGUGCCGGCAAUGUCACUGUCUAUCUUUUCUUCUUCAGUGUAUACACCUCUACCCUGACUUAUGCCGUCUUGUACCACCGACAUGAACUGGUCACUGGUUUCAAGGGCCUUUUCAGUGGUUUCCGACGCAACAAGAAAACAAGCCAUGACGACCAGAUCCUCGACGUUCACCAUCGCCUGAUGAAAUCAUACAAGGAGGUUCCUGAGUGGUGGUACAUGGCCUGCCUAGUAAUCGCCAUUGCCUUUGGUGUUGCCGGCAUUGCGACCUGGGAGACGAACACCACUCCCGGUGUUGUCUUUUACGGUCUGGCACUGUGUCUUAUCUUCGUCAUCCCCGUUGGCAUUAUCAAGGCCAUGACUGGUAUCGAAGUCACGCUUAACGUUCUCGCUGAGUUUAUUGGAGGUUCCUUCGUUGAGGGAAAUGCCCUAGCCAUGAACUUCUUCAAAUCUUUUGGCUAUGUGACAUGUGCUCACGCAGUUUGGUUCUCCAAUGAUAUGAAGCUUGCGCACUACGUCAAGAUUCCCCCUCGCCAGACCUUCUUCGCCCAGAUGGUGGCUACCUUUGUUGGAACUCUUGUUUGCGUCGGUGUUCUCAACUUCCAGAUGAGGCACAUUGAUGGUGUCUGCACACCGGACGCUCAAUUCCGACUCACCUGCCCUGGAGUGAACACAUUCUUCACCGCAUCCGUUCUCUGGGGUACUGUUGGGCCAACCAAGAUUUGGGGCCGUAACGGACAGUACACCGAGACUCUGAUCGGGUUCCCCCUCGGUGUUGUCGUUGUUGUCUUCUUCUGGUUGCUUUCUAAGAAGUUUCCCAAGUCACCUUGGUUGAGGCAGAUUCACCCCGUGGCUAUGAUGUAUGGUGGAAUUGUCUGGGCACCUUAUAACAUGUCAUACAUCUGGCCCUCGGUUCCUAUUGCCUUUUUCUCGUGGAUCUACCUCAAGUCACGCUUUCUUGGUUUGUGGUCCAAGUACAACUUCGUGCUCUCGGCUGCAUGGUCUUGCGGCAUUGCCAUCUCCGGUAUUCUCAUCUUCUUCACCUUGCAAUGGACUAGCACUGAGUUCGAAUGGUGGGGCAACAACGUGCCGUAUGACGGCUGCGAAGGCACAGCUUGCCCUCUCAAGACGUUGCCAAAUGAUGAAUACUUUGGCCCCCGGAUAGGACAGUUCCACGGGUGA